Dendrobium catenatum is the source of this 1875-nucleotide messenger RNA. Its product is annotated as zinc finger CCCH domain-containing protein 18-like. Gene Ontology annotation, molecular function: metal ion binding; RNA binding. The record is from RefSeq and is a predicted model, not a curated record. The coding region runs from base 63 to 1814 and encodes 583 amino acids. NCBI's taxonomy places the organism in Eukaryota, Viridiplantae, Streptophyta, Magnoliopsida, Asparagales, Orchidaceae. The transcript is spliced from 8 exons.
UGGCUAAACCCUAAAAAAUAGCCGAUUGAAGGGGUAAUCCCCUCUUUUCCAACGACGAUCCGAUGAAAGCCGCGACGAUCUCGACGUUCACGUCAACAUCGAUUUUCCCAAACCGUGGAUGGGGGAGAAAAUUUCCUCAUUUUAGGUUUUUUUUCCUAAAGACAAAACCCAACAGAAUGAAUUUCGCAGAGCUAACAAAAAUUGUCCUUGAACGAAUACAAAUUAUUGAACAAGACAAUUUCAGAAAAAUUGUAGGAUUUAUUUUGUUUAAUGAGCCAAGUGAAAUUGAGAUGUUACAGCUAGCCUUUUGCUCUGAAAAUGCAUUACUCUUCAGAAUUGAUGAAGUCAAAAAAAUGCUUAGAAAUUUAUACCCAAAGAAUGUUUCAGGUUCUUCUGAACGCCAAUUUGGUUCAUUUCUGCAGGGUUCACGCUCAUUCUCAUUCCCUUCUGUAUUUAAUAUCCCUGCGGAAUAUUGGGAUCAGCGGAUUUCUUCUGAUAAGUUCCCUUAUGGUAAAAACAUAGAUUUUGCUCCUCGAACUUAUCCUGUUUCAACAGAAGAAAACUAUUUCCUUUCUAAUCAAAACCAGUUAUUUAAUUUGGAUGAGAAUUUCUGUUCCCAAGAUGCUUCAUUGGAUGGAAGCAGUCCCUUAAGAACAAGUAAGAGAUCUCCAAGUCUUCCUGAAUUUCCUCUGAAGCCAUGUCAUUACUACUACAAGGGAUAUUGCAAACACGGAGAGAACUGUCGAUAUUUUCAUGGGGGGCCGUCCUUCCCUGAUGGUCAUUUACAAGCUUUCGUUCCAAGUUUAAAUGACUUGCAAAGUGAGGACCAUGGCUUUUCUCCUGCUUCUCUUGAGAAGCUGGAAAUAGAGAUCAUUGAACUCUUGAGAGCUCAGAGAGGACUGCCUGUUUCAAUUGCCUCAUUACCAAUACUGUAUUAUGAGAAGUAUGGCAAGUAUCUUCAAGCCGAAGGGUAUUUAACUGAGAGCCAAAGGCACGGGAAGGCUGGAUUCAGCUUGACAAAACUACUUGCGCGUUUGAAGAACAAAAUCAGACUGAUAGAUAGGCCUCAUGGACAGCAUUCAGUCAUCUUAGUGGAGCCUGUACCAAAAUAUUUGGACUGCAGGAAUGAGAGGAACGAACUACGAUCUACCGCGUCGAGUUCGCAUCAGAUAUACCUAACGUUUCCAGCAGAAAGCACAUUCACAGAGGAUGAUGUUUCCGAUUACUUCAAGCAGUUUGGACCAGUCAAGGAUGUCAGAAUUCCUUGCCAAGAAAAGAGAAUGUUUGGGUUCGUCAGCUUUGUCUAUCCUGAAACAGUGAGUAAAAUUUUGAUGAAACGAGUUUCUCAUUAUAUUUGUGAUUCUCGCGUUCUCGUCAAGCCAUACAGGGAGAAACUAAGGAUGGUUGACAGGAUUCAUACUGAACAGAUUAAGUCUCCAAUCUGUUAUCCUUUGCACUGUGUUGAUUUUGAUUCGGAACCUCGAGCACUGCCAAGGGAAUUUGAAAGCUCCAGUGCACUUAAAAUGCACUUUGAGGAGCAAGAUAAGCUGCUAGAACUUGAGAGAAUGCGCCUAUCGGAGUUCAACUUCAACUAUGGUGUUGACAACUUGAAACUCCCAGGUCCAGAUGAAUUUACACUGGAAGACCAUUUCAACUAUACCCUUGAAGCUCUAAACAUUGACUUUUCUACUGACGACAAAACUAGAAAUACAAGCACCAGUUGCAGUAAUCUGGAGAGGGGUCAGAUUUUGCUCCCCGAGAACCCAUUUGCAUCACCACAACUGCUAGCAACCAGUAUUUCAACAGCCACAUAGAGAUCAGAGAAGAAAACAUGAGAAGACAGAGAUCUCCAGAAAACUGAAAGAAAAAAAAAAA